UUGCAGGUUCUCGAUCUAUCAUACAACUUUCUACAAACAGUUCCAUUCGAAUUGCCAUGUCCGUUUCCGUCACUGACCUCGCUUGAUCUUCGACAAAACUUCUUGAAAACUCUCACUGUCAACGCCUCAUGUCUGUCAAAUGUUCGAUCUCUGGAUCUAAGCAGAGAUGCGAAUGAUAUAAUCAAAGUGGAGUGGUGUAUGCCACGCUUACUCUCAAAGAUCCGAGAUAAGCACAGUCUGGUAUGCGAUCGAGCCAGCCCUCGAAAUUAUGUCGGUGCUCGUCUGGUGGAAGUUCCACUUCACAAAUUGGAUUGUUCUGAGAAUCUAUUUGCAAUGAGUUCAUCACAUUACUCAUUGUUCGUCGCGCUCGUCGUCCUUCUGGCAUCUUUUCUACUUUGA
This is a messenger RNA of Cylicostephanus goldi, 399 nucleotides long. Lineage: Eukaryota; Metazoa; Nematoda; Chromadorea; Rhabditida; Strongylidae. The record is from the annotation of a GenBank genome assembly.